Molecule: messenger RNA, 363 nt
Organism: Penicillium oxalicum
Lineage: Eukaryota; Fungi; Ascomycota; Eurotiomycetes; Eurotiales; Aspergillaceae
Exons: 4
Coding region: 1-363 (120 amino acids)
Source: RefSeq, a predicted model, not a curated record
AUGAAGCUCGCAACUCAAGCCUCUAUGCGCUCCGCCGCUUCGUUGCGUGCCGGCACGUCUCGACUCUGGUCUCAAUCGCGUUCCUCACAAAAGCGAUUCGCUUCUGCUGCGUCUGAGAAGAAGGGAGGAAUGUCACGACCAUUGCUCGUGGUCGGUGCGCUCGCUGUUCCUGCAGCCAUGUACAUGUCCCGAGGAAACGAAUCACAACCUCAAGCUUCUGUCGGAAAAGAGGAGGUCCAACACCCCGGAUCAAAGUCAAUGCAUCCAUACAUGGGCGAGCCCGGCAAGAGCACCAAGGGUGAAGGUGUAACCGAUACCGCCAAGCUAAACGGAACUGUCCGGGUUGACCGGCCUGCGACGUGA